UGUCCCAGGUAUUCCAGGAUUAAGACUUCAAGAAAAGGGCGGGUUCUCCAGGGCUUAAGCGCAACGGUCAGGAAAUGACCCCUCGAUAAGAUCCAAAUUUUUAACCGCAGAAGUCCAACGGUCGACGUAUGUCCCGAAGCCUCCAACUCCUGGCCGCUGCGUCCUUCCCGCCAUCUCUUCUCCUGCGGACGAACUGCCGCUCCCUCCCAUUCAACGACUUUUUAAACUCCUGUUCCUCUCUUUCCGCCCUGCAAUGUCUCCACGCCCACAUCCUAACCCAAGGCCUCUCUCACCACCUCGCCUUAGCCACCAAGCUCAUUUCCCUUGCGGCUGCUCUAUCUCCGACCAUGGACUAUGCCCGCAAGCUGUUCGACGCUGCGCCUCACCGAGACUCCUUCAUGUGGAACACCCUCCUCCGUGGCUACGCCGACUCGGGCCCCUGCGAAGAGGUUCCCGUCCUCUACAGGCGCAUGCAUCGACUGGGACUCUCUCCGGACAACUUCACUUUUCCAUUUGUUGUUCGCUCGUGUGCUGUCCUUUCUGCUCUUCGGGAAGGAAAGGAGGUCCAUUGCAACGUGAUCAAAACUGGGUUUGACUCGAAUGUCUUUCUACAGAGUGCACUAGUCACUAUGUACUCACAGAACGGUGAGAUUUCUGAUUCGGAGUUGGUUUUCGGUGACAUGACCUUUAGGAACAUAGUCUCUUGGACUGCAAUGAUCGCAGGGUAUGCCCAAAAUUGCCUUUUUGGGAAGGCAGUGCGUGUUUUUCAGUGGAUGGUUGCUUCUGGGAUGCAGCCUAAUGAUGUCACUCUUGUCAGCGUCCUCCCUGCCUUGAAAGGGUUGGAAUGUUUGCAUUCAGGGGAAUCGAUUCAUGGGCACAUAAUUAAACGUGGAUUGGAUUCUCAUGUUUCAUUGAUGAAUGCUCUAAUUGCAAUGUAUGGGAAGUGUGGGAGCAUAGAUGUUGCAAGAUUUCUGUUUAACAGAAUGCCUGUCCAGAGUCUAGUCUCAUGGAACGCCAUGAUUGCAGCUUAUGAGCAAAGUGGUGAUGGAAUAAGGGCAAUCAAACUCUUCCGUGGAAUGCUGACAGAGAAGGUGCCAUUCAACAGUGUAACAUUGGUCAGUGUUAUAUCAGCUUGUUCUAGUUCAGGAGCUCUCGAAACUGGGAAGUGGGUACAUAAGCUCGCAAAAAGCAGAGGACUAGAAAGUGAUGUGAGAGUUGGCAAUGCAUUAUUGAACAUGUAUGCGAAGUGCGGUGGUGUAGAUCCUGCUAGAGAAAUCUUCGAGGAGCUGCCAUGGAGGGGUGUGGUCUCUUGGAGUGCCAUGAUCGGGGCUUAUGCAACUCAUGGGCAUGCAGAGAUGGCACUCGAGCUUUUCUCUGAGAUGCAAGCCGAAGGCGUGAGACCAAACACUUUCACUUUCACUUCAGUGCUUGCGGCUUGCAGCCACUCGGGUCUUGUAGAUGAAGGGAUGAAGCAUUUUGAAAGCAUGGAGAAAGACUAUGCAAUUACCCCCACUGUCGAGCACUGUGCAUGCAUGGUGGAUCUCCUGGGUCGUGCUGGUAGAUUGGUUGAUGCAUAUGAGUUUAUAAAAAGAAUGGGUGUGGAACCUGAUGCAGGUGUGUGGGGAGCUCUUCUUGGUGCUUGCAGGAUUCAUGGGAACCUUGAGUUGGCUGAGUUUGUGGCCGAGGAUCUGUUCCGGUUGGGCUCUCACGAUGUAACAUUCUAUGUGCUAAUGUCAAACAUGUAUGCAGAAGCUGGUAGGUGGGAAGAUGCAGCGAGGUGGAGGAACAUGAUGAGGGAGCUGGAGUUGAAGAAGAUUCCUGGAUGCAGUUUGGUGAAUACACAGAAGUGGUCCCAUGAUAUGCCUUUCAUGAUAGAGAAGCUUACAUGUUCCAUUUGUUUUUCUAAUUUAAUUGGCAGUCAUUUCUGAGGAAAUUACACAACCAUAAUUUUCAGGAGAUUAAUUAUGUUGAUAUAGGGGCUUUGAUCAAAGGCAGUUUAGACUUAUGAUUGUGGGGUGUGUGUGGAGGGUGGUGGUAAUCGAGGGAACUACUGAUUUUCCUCUGUAUCUGAUGAUAAAUGGGAAGAUUGAUCUUUAACAUUUGUACAACU
Molecule: messenger RNA, 2110 nt
Organism: Elaeis guineensis (African oil palm)
Lineage: Eukaryota; Viridiplantae; Streptophyta; Magnoliopsida; Arecales; Arecaceae
Product: putative pentatricopeptide repeat-containing protein At3g11460, mitochondrial
Biological process (GO): RNA modification
Molecular function (GO): protein binding; RNA binding
Source: RefSeq, a predicted model, not a curated record